Molecule: messenger RNA, 849 nt
Organism: Lactuca saligna
Lineage: Eukaryota; Viridiplantae; Streptophyta; Magnoliopsida; Asterales; Asteraceae
Source: the annotation of a GenBank genome assembly
AUGGAGAAUCAACUUAACGGAACCAAAUGUAGAGAUAAUUAUUUGAAGAUUAACGUGGAGAGGCAUAGGCGAAGGGAGGCUGUGAUCAAGGCGGCUCCAGAAAAAAACCCGCCACUCGAAAACCUGAAGGUUCCGUCAACCGUCAGUAAUGCUAAUAGAGGUGGAUUUCGAGAUGGGAGAUCUUUUGCAAAGUGGUUGGCUUCGAAAUUACUGUAUGGGGAAGCAAAAUCAGUUCACCAUCUGGGUCACAUGAAGGAAAUCAUAUCCAUCCAUUAUGACGAAUGGAUAGAUGUGAAAUACACAGGUGGACUUAGAGUUCUUCUGAGGUUUGCUCAUACUGAAUCCGCUCAGAAUUUCCUACUCGAGGAAGAAAAUUGGAAAGAAUGGUUCAAUUGCUUAACUAGAGAUGAGUCUCAUAUUGUAGGAUUCAAGAGGAUGGCCUGGAUUAAAGUUGUGGGUUUACCUAUUAAACACUGGUGUGAAGCAAAUUUUAGAAUUAUCAUUGCAAGGUAUGGUCAAAUCAUGAUUCCCUUUGAUGAUUAUAUGCAUAGAGAUGACAUAUCCUGUAUUCGGGGAUUGGUAUCCUCAGGAGUAAAGAAAAACAUUAAUGAUGAAGUUACAGUACAGACUAGGGGUGAGCUUCUGACGAUAGGUAUCGUUGAAUUUGAGAAAACCUUCUCAUUCGAUGAAGAAGAACAAACGUUUGUCUCUAAUUCUGGAUUAAGGCAUGACAAAAGGAACGGGGUGGAAGAAGAGGUAGGGGAAAAAGACAAGGAUACACUGGCAUCAAAUACCAAUGAAAUGGAAGAAGGAGAAACCACCAGUCGAUACUGGGAAUGUCACUGUUAA